This is a messenger RNA of Labrus mixtus (cuckoo wrasse), 1741 nucleotides long. RefSeq names its product F-box protein 9 (gene fbxo9). The record is from RefSeq and is a predicted model, not a curated record. Gene Ontology annotation, molecular function: protein binding. Lineage: Eukaryota; Metazoa; Chordata; Actinopteri; Labriformes; Labridae. Gene Ontology annotation, cellular component: SCF ubiquitin ligase complex. The transcript is spliced from 13 exons. Bases 183 to 1445 code for a protein of 420 amino acids. Gene Ontology annotation, biological process: SCF-dependent proteasomal ubiquitin-dependent protein catabolic process.
ACUUCCGGACUUCUUGUGUCGCUGAGGCCGCAGGCUGCUCAGCGAAAUGGCUGCAUUCCUGAGAGCUCGUAAAUAUGUUCGUUGUGUUGUCCGCUUCUCCGACCGUGAACUGUAAACUCUAGUAGUGUUUUGCGAGCUGUGAGGAUUAAAAAAAAACCCAGAGAGCCACCUGCCCAGCUGUCAUGGCUGAAGAACCUGCAGAAAUCACAGGUACGAUUGAGAUUGAGGAUGAUGAUGAAGGUUCAGACGACCCAAACCUUCAGGUGCAGCUCAACGCGUUCAGAGUUCAGUGGAUGUCAGAGCUCAAGCCGAGCUCUGGAGGAAGCGCGCGAGCUAAAGGUCUGAAGAAGGCACAAGAUAUAGCUCGGGAGGAAAAAGCAGCAGAGCUGUUCUUGAGAGCUGUUGAGGAGGAACAAAAUGGAGCCGUCUAUGAAGCUAUCAAGUUCUAUCGCAUGGCCAUGCAGCUCGUUCCUGACAUUGAGUUUAGAAUCAACUACAACCGUCCUCCUGACGCAGACCGAGCUGGAGGAAAAUACAUGGAGGACAAUGAUGUCGAUAGUGAGAUCGAGGAUCUACUCGACUACUUUGAGGAGCAGCUCACUCUGGAGAGCUCCUUUCCAAAGAUCUGCACUCCUGAGCUGGAGUUGACUCGGAUGCACAUUUCAGCAUUGCCUCGGGAAAUCCUGAUGUACAUCUUUCGUUGGGUUGUGUCGAGUGAUCUGGACAUGCGAGCCCUGGAGCAGCUCUCGUUGGUGUGCCGCGGGUUUUACAUUUGUGCCAGAGACCCUGAGAUUUGGCACUUGGCCUGCGUGAGAGUGUGGGGACGCAACUGCACCAAAGUUGUACCCUUCAAAUCCUGGAGGGAGAUGUUUCUGCAGAGGCCUCGAGUCCGUUUUGAUGGUGUCUAUAUCAGCAAGACGUCAUACAUUCGUCAAGGAGAGGAAUCACUGGAUGGAUUUUACAGGGCUUGGCACCAUGUAGAGUACUACAGGUACCUGCGCUUCUUUCCUGACGGUCACGUCAUCAUGCUGACCACCCCGGAGGACCCUCUGACUGUCAUCCCACGCUUGCGUACCAAGAACACCAGAAUGGAAUCUGCUCUGCUGGGUCAUUUCCGUCUGUCACAGGAGACGGACAAUCAAACCAAAGUUUUUGCUGUCGUUUGCAAGAAAAAGGAGGAGAAAGCGGCCGAGUUUCAAAGGAAUCGGUUCUGCAGGCGGAACCCACCUCCGGAGGCUGAGCACAGCUUCCACGUGGGACUGCAUCUGGCCUCUGGGGGGCGGCAGAGCUUCAGCAAGCUGGUGUGGAUCCACCACUCCUGCCACAUCACUUACAAGCUGACUGGAGAAACGGUGGUCACAGCUUUCGACCUGGACAGGAUGUACGCGCCCUUCUUCUUUGCACGUGUGAAGAGUUACACGGCGUUCUCCGAGCAGCCUCUGUGAGGGGAGACCUGCACGUGAACCCACAAAGACCACGGAGAAAGUCCAAUCACCACGUCAACAAAGCGCAUACUACUCAGCCUUUUUAAUUUAUGCUGCAGCUGGAUAACGGUGGUAAUAGCAUGCUAUGUUUCAGGUUUACAAAGUAGAGAAUGACUUAUUUUCUUAUUUCAGAACUUAUAAUGAUGUGCUGCGAGUUUGAUGGUUAGCAAAACUCCCGCCUGUUUAAAGUAAUGAACCUUCAUGCUGGUGUUGUUUCAUGAUGCACUCUCCAUCAAAUAAACUGGUGUACACACUGA